CAGGAGGUUCUAGAUGAACAUAAGCUCAGUCUGAGCAGGAGAUGUGAACAUGUGACUGAAGGAAGUGAUGAAACAGGAAGUACAACCCUCCUCAACAGGAUCUACACUGAGCUCUACAUCACAGAGGGACAGAGUGAAGAGGUUAAUACUCAACAUGAGGUGAGGCAGCUUGAGACGGCUUCCAAGAAGAAGAUCAUCCACGACACUCCCAUCAGGUGCCACGACAUCUUUAAAGCCUCCACUGACCAGCAGAGACGCAUCAGAGUCGUCCUGACCAACGGCGUCGCUGGAGUUGGAAAAACCUUCUCGGUGCAGAAGUUCACUCUGGACUGGGCAGAGGGUUUAGAGAACCAGGAUGUGGGUCUGCUGACUGUGCUUUCGUUCAGGGAGCUGAACCUGGUGAAGGACCAGCAGCACAGUCUCCUCACGCUGCUCCGUGUUUUCCAUCCAGCGUUACAGAAGCUCACGGCAGAGACGCUCGCUGUCUGUAAACCUUUGUUCAUCCUUGAUGGCCUGGAUGAAAGCAGACCUUCUCUGGACUUCAACCACAGGGAGCUUGUGUCUGAGGUCACACAGAGGUCAUCAGUCAACGUGCUGCUGACAAACCUCAUCCGGGGGAAUCUGCUUCCCUCGGCUCUCGUCUGGAUAACCUCCAGACCUGCGGCGGCCAAUCAGAUCCCUCCUGCAUGUGUUGACAGGGUCACAGAAGUACGAGGCUUCACUGAGGCCCAGAAGGAGGAGUACUUCAGGAGGAGAUUCAGUGAUGAAGAGCUGAGCAGCAGAAUCAUCUCACACAUCAAGACGUCCAGGAGCCUCCACAUCAUGUGUCAAAUCCCAGUCUUCUGCUGGAUCAGUGCUACAGUUCUGGAGCACAUGUUGACCACAGACCAGAGAGGAGAGCUGCCCAAGACCCUGACUGACCUGUACUCACAAUUCCUGCUGGUUCAGACACAGAGGAAGAACAACAAGUACGGUGAGGGACAUGAGACGAGUCCACAGCAGCUGACGGAGGCUGACAGGGACGUUCUCCUGAAGCUGGGGAGGCUGGCACUUAAACAUCUGGAGGAAGGAAACAUCAUGUUCUACCAAGAAGACCUGGAGCGGUGUGGUCUUAAUGUCACAGAGGCCUCGGUGUACUCAGGAGUUUGUACUGAGAUCUUCAGAAGAGAGUGUGUGAUCUUCCAGAAAUCAGUCUACUGCUUUGUUCAUCUGAGCGUUCAGGAGUUUCUGGCUGCAGUCUACAUGUUCCACUGUUACACCAAGAGGAACAGAAAAAAACUCAACAACUUCUUGGGAACAUAUAGGUUCACAGACAGUACCUUCUCCCUGGAUGACCUCCUGAAGAGAACCAUGAAGAAAUCCCUCACCAGUACAAAUGGUCAUCUGGACCUGUUUGUUCGCUUCCUUCACGGCCUCAGUCUGGAGUCCAACCAGAGAGUCUUAGGAGGCCUGCUGGGUCGGACAGGGAACAAUCCAAAUAUCAUCCAGAGAGUCUCAGGAUGGCUGCUGGGUCGGACAGGGAACAAUCCAGAGAACAAUCCAGAGAACAAUCCAGAGAACAAUCCAGAGAACAAUCCAGAGAUCAUCCAGAGAGUCAUCAACAACCUGAAGGAGAUGAAGAGUAAUGACAUUUCUCCUGACAGAAGCAUCAACAUCUUCCACUGUCUGACUGAGAUGAACGACCACUCAGUUCAUCAGCAGAUGAAACAGUUCCUGACGUCAGAGAACAGAUCAAAGGAGGAACUCUCUGAGAUCCACUGCUCAGCUCUGGCCUACAUGCUGCAGAUGUCAGAGGAGGUUCUGGACGAGUUGGACCUGAAGGAGUUCAACACAUCAUACGAGGGUCGAUGGAGACUGAUCCCAGCUGUGAGGAACUGCAGGAAGGCUCUACUCUGGUGUUGUGGACUCUCAGAGACUCACUGUGAAGUCGUGGUCUCAGCUCUGAAGUCAGACCCCUCACAUCUGAGAGAACUGGAUCUGAGCUACAACGUCAUGCUGAAGGAUUCAGGAGUGAAGCUGCUGUGUUCUGGACUGGAGAGUCCAAACUGUCGACUGGAGACUCUGAGGUCCUUAAAUCCUUCUUCACUUUUCAGACUUUCUUUCUUAUUGGGUCAUUAUUUAUUUAACUUGUCUCAGUUCUGCUCUGCUCACUGUCCCUCAGUCAUCUGUCCCUCACCCAGCCUGUCAGUCACGUCGUCCACCUCAUCAACUCCAUUCACCUGCACUCACCUGCUCCUGAUCACUGAGAAAGUGUCAGUAAAUAACAUGUGGACUGAGGCCGAGCACUCGUCCUCCUCUGGUUUUCAAAAUAAGACACAUUCUUAUUGAAACACGUUGGACAGUUGAUAAGUAUACAAACAAACAGGAAGUGACAUCAGGAGCCGUCCCUACUUUAAACAGUGUUUAAUUACACAAACCUGCUCAGUGACCAACACACAGAGAAGAAGCUGAUGAAUGAAACAAUGGUCCAACAUGUCUGAUCUGAUAUU
Messenger RNA from Limanda limanda (common dab), 2489 nucleotides. RefSeq names its product NLR family CARD domain-containing protein 3-like. The transcript has 2 exons. The record is from RefSeq and is a predicted model, not a curated record. Lineage: Eukaryota; Metazoa; Chordata; Actinopteri; Pleuronectiformes; Pleuronectidae. Bases 823 to 2328 code for a protein of 501 amino acids.